Molecule: messenger RNA, 2481 nt
Organism: Parascedosporium putredinis
Lineage: Eukaryota; Fungi; Ascomycota; Sordariomycetes; Microascales; Microascaceae
Source: the annotation of a GenBank genome assembly
AUGAAUAUCAGAUAUAGAGGGGACCCUCGCCAACCACGGGACGCCGAGGGCGAGGCGGAGCCGCGGCCGCAGCAGCACCAGCAGCAGCACCAGCACCAGCACCAGCAGCCACAGCAGCCAAAUUACGGCGAACUACACCAACACCAGCCCCAGCCCCAGGCGAGAUUAUCCUCCGCCCAUGAGCCAAGCCAGUCCAGGCUCUCCGCAUAUGAGCCGCAGCAAGCGAGAGUGCCUUCCAUCUACGAGCCGCCACCGCAGACUCGGGUUCCGUCAGGCGGCUACCACGGAGGCGGCGGCCAUGGUUUAAGGCCAAUGGACUCGCGGUUUUCGUUGAACGAGCAGUUUGCCGCGACGAGGAGGGAGUACGAGUUUGGAGAAGAUGACGUUGUUUCCGUGUUCGACAGGUUGACCUUGUCGGAUAUUGAGUGGAGGGAGCCUAGCAUCUGGGCACCCAGUGGCGAGGGGUUAAGCACGGAUGACGUGCGCAAGGCGUACUGGAAGUGGUGCGGGCUCUUGUGCCCCGAGAACCAUGACCCAAGCGCGAGGGAAUCGGCGUGGAAGUACUUUCUUCGCGUGCAGAUGGCCUUUGAGACCCUCCUGGACCCUCAGCAGAGAGCCGCGUACGACUUUGCCUUGCGGUCCGGCUACGACCCCGGAAGCGAAGGGUUCGCCCUCCUCCUCGCCGACGCACUCGAGAGGCAGGCCGCGCGCGCCGCGCGCGUCCAAACCGGAUCCGAUCUCGGGAUCCGAGUGGACGCCUCUGCCCUCGUGAAGCGCCUGCGCGGCGAGCCCGUCAAGGGCGGGACUGGGCUGAGGCCGCUCGACUUCACGCUGGGGCACCACCUGACCGUUGCCGUGCCUGGUUUAGGCAACCUAGUCAAGAGCGGCUUACGCACGGUGCAGGGGCAGAUACUCGCGGCGCCGGAGCCCGCGUCGGAAAAGGGCGAGACGCCGACCAUUACGUUUGACUCGGCGUCGCUGGACUCGGCGCGGGAGGCUCCCGUCUUCAUCGUGCCGGCUCCGAGCCUGACGGUGUCUGGCUCCGUGUUUGGCGUGGCCGAGGACAUGGCCCAGAUGCCCAUGUCCCUGCUCUCCGACCGCUAUCAGCCGCUCCUGCCCUUGGCCAUUCCGAGGCAGCGCCUGAUCCGGCUCGUCGAGAGUCGACUCCUUCCUCUCGUUACCGCCCGCUUGCGCCAGGAUGUGCAUCGCACCACGAGCGACGCGCAAACUAUUCUCUCCAGCACCAGUAUCGAGCUCGAGAGCGAUGUCCUGCCGCGCGCCGCCCUAACCGUGCGCGCCGCCCACUCCGCCGCCUUCCACGGCCGCCCCACGACCCGGAUCGCCGGAUCCGGUACCGCCUUUGCGCGGGUGGACAGCGGCGACUGGGCGCUCGCAACGGAGGACACGUGCAAGUUCUUUAGCGAGUUCUCGCGCGUGAGCCGGCGCUUCUUCUACGCCGAGUUCCCCGUCCGCGUCCCCGCCAGCGUCGAGCUAGGAUACACCACCACCCCCUGCGCGCGGGGCCCCGCGCUCGACGUGUCCGCCCAUGCCCCCGCCUCCGUCUCCAGCGUGGCCGUCGCGGCGAACCACAACGGCGACGUGCCGGCCGGAGAGGGCGGGAUGCGCGGCCUAGACGACGAGCUCGACGCGGUCGGAUCCGGGUCGUGGGCGGCGUCGCUCGCCGCGACCGCCGACUCCCUGGGCGCCUACCUCCGCUACGGUCGGGACGUGGCAAACGUCGCAACCCUCCUCCCGUGGAAGAGGACGAGCCCGGGACCCGGCAGCACGGACCCGCGGCCCGCCCGCUUCGAGGCCGAGCUCUGCGCCAACACCUUGCUCGACCGCUACCUCGCCGUCCGCCACCUAUUCCCCGUGGGCCGCUGCUCCCGCCUGGGCCUGGAACUGGGUCUCUCCUCUCACGGCCUCCACCUCUCCCUCUACUGGUCUCGCCUCCGCCACCGCCUCAGCCUCCCCUUUUUCCUCCUCUCCCCGCGAUCCCUACCCCAUCCCGCCCGUCGCCUCCUCCUCUGCUGCGCCGCCGCGCCGUUCCUCCUCGUCGGCUGUCUACGCCUCCUAGCCGCCGCCACCACCGCCGCCGCCCGGGGCAAGAACCCGGCCGACGACGGUAACCGGAGGAAGAAGAACAGGGUGAUGGCGGCCAAGCGCGCCGCGCGCCGCGCCGAGGCCGACGACCUGACCUUUCUCCUCCACCGCGCCCUCCACUCCCGCGCAAACGCUGCUCCCGCCGCCUCUUCAGACGCUUCUUCUCCCCUCACCAUUGUCUCGGCCAAGUACGGCGCCGCAGACGCGGGCUGGGCCGGCGAGGACGUGGCCGACGUCACCGUCGCCCUCGCCGCCCUGGCCCGCGAGCCCGGCGGGCCCAUCGUUAUUCCUGCGCGUCUGCGCAUUAGCAGGCUUCCGGGCUUCUGGGAUCCCGCUCCCGGCAGGGACAAGGUCCUGCGGGUGAGUUCUGUUGAAUAA